Alligator mississippiensis (American alligator) is the source of this 8337-nucleotide messenger RNA. It is a transcript of the gene ADGRF5, whose product is annotated as adhesion G protein-coupled receptor F5. Gene Ontology annotation, cellular component: membrane. NCBI's taxonomy places the organism in Eukaryota, Metazoa, Chordata, Crocodylia, Alligatoridae. Gene Ontology annotation, biological process: cell surface receptor signaling pathway; G protein-coupled receptor signaling pathway. The transcript has 20 exons. Gene Ontology annotation, molecular function: G protein-coupled receptor activity. The coding region runs from base 744 to 4592 and encodes 1282 amino acids. The record is from RefSeq and is a predicted model, not a curated record.
UGGAGCAGGCAAAGCUGGCGGCAGAAAGUUUUCAGGGCCAGACUGUGGUCUCAGAGGGCGGACAUGGACUAACUCAGUCACCAUCUCUGGGUUGUGGAUGCUGCAGGUUCGCGCAGGUGUAACUGAAAUCAGAACGUGGCCCAGGGUGUUUGCUUGACCCUGAUGAAAUGGCAGGUUUCAGGAGAGUGGUGUUUGGCUUCUGGGGGUAAGGAGUAAACUCUGCAGGCUUCUGGCAAAGCCCUGCUCUUGACUGGGUUGUAAUUAAUAAUAGGACUAACACAGCUAACAGUACUUUGGGGAGGGGGAUGAAGGGAAGCAACAUACCAAGCAUGCCCUGCUUUUAUCUCACAAAACGCUGAGAGGCAUGGCACCUCCAACAAAGCAUCAACUUCUGACAAACGGCGGGAGCUGCAGAAACAGCUGGAUUAUUCAGCCUGGUGAAGAAAACUCCAUGUUCAGAUCUCCUGUGUAACAAUGUUCCUGGUGUCACCCUCCAAAUCAUACCCCCUACAGGGCUUGUUCCAACCGGCUGGGAACCUGCAAGUUGUCACAUCAUGCAGCUGGGGUUUGCAAUGCAGUGAAAACAGCAUAUUGUGUCAGCUGUGCAAGAUCAGGCAUUAGUCCCUUAUGUUAAAUGUGAUCUCUGCCAGACUGACUUGUGACAGUGGAUCAAGUAGACUUACUGAGAGGAGAGAGACAUCGUAGUUACUACGUUCCAGCCCUUCAACAAACCAUUAAGCAAGAUGCCAUCCCUCGGCACUUUAGCCUUCUGCUUCCAAUUUCUAAUGGUUGCUGCAUCUUCCCAACCUUCACUUGAUCUGAUCCUUGACUCAGCUGUCCAUGCCUCAUUGACCAGCGAAAAUGGAAUUGAAGAGGACGACUUUCAAACCAUGCUGCAGAGGCAGAAGCGGGAGGCAUUUCCAAUUCGCUAUUCCCAUUCGGCAUACAUUGUCAAUAUUGGAUUAAGUUUUACAAGUCCACUGGUACCAAGCCAAGAUUAUUUCAAGAACCUUAGUCUGCCAAUCUUAAUAAACACCUCGGAUUCGAUGAUAACCAUUUCAAACAUCAAUGUUACAACAGACGCCCCGCCUAUGAACAAGUUCAUCACAAUAAAAAUGUCAGUCAAACUCGAUAUAAAUUUUCAAGAUGCCCUCAGGAAUCCUUCUUCUGAUCUCUAUAUGAAAUACAAACAUGACUUUGAAAAAGCAUUUACAAAUGCCUAUCAACGUUUACCUGGCUUUAUAUCAGCCACAGUUACAGGCUUCAGGCCUGGAAGUGUUUCUGUGGACUAUGAUGUAAAAACAGCUUCAGCAACAUUAGCCCAACUUGAAAAUGCCAACAGAGACGUACUGAACUCAGUAAAUGCAUCAUAUAUGAUCAACAUUACUUCUUUUGUUGUUUCAGCAGUAAUAACUGAUCAAACAAACUUCACUGUGUUUCCUGAUGACAUUUUUGAGGGGGAUACAGUCACGAUGACAUGCCAGACAAACAUAACUUCCUGGAACGUAACUUGGGAUCAUUCUGGACAAGUCAUUUCACAAAGCGACCGACAUUCAAUUCAAUCAACAGGAACGUCAAUUUCAACUCUGAAAAUUACCAACUGUGCACAGAGUGAUAGUGGUCCCUAUACAUGCGUGUUUAAAGACCCUGCUGCACCCUCCGUGUUGUACAAAGCAACCCGCAAUUUAACAGUUACUUCAAUAAACAUUGUAUCAUCAGAUAAUAUUGAUGUUAUAUGCAAGAGGGUCGAUGUCUUGCUCACCUGCUGCACUAACAGAAAUUUACAGCCAUCUAAUGUAAAGUGGUCUAUAAGCGGACAAAUAAGUAUUUCAGGGACUGCAUCCAUCAAGGGCAACUGUAGUGAAUACCUCCUUGAAAUUUACGAUUUCCAGUGCUCCCCUAGCAAGUCAGGUGCUGUGGCAUCGUAUAAGUGUGAGCUGAGCUUUCCGAAUGGGGUCCGCAGAAGUAAAGUCAUCGAAGUGACAUAUUUACAAAUAGCAAAUAUAACAAUAACUUCACCCACAAAUGUCUCUGAGGGAUACAGUUUUUCACUAACAUGCAUCAGUAACGUGAUGAAUUACAAUAAAGUCAUCUGGGAAAUCCAGACGGGAACCACUAAUACAACAAUAGAAAGCCACCUGUACAUCCAAACUUACCCAAACCAGAAGGAAGCCAUGUCUAAUCUCACAAUAAAGACUGCCACGCUGGAUUGGAAUGGUACCUAUACCUGCACAUUCUUCCAAAAAAACUUGCCAAGUUCUGCCCGUACAGCUGUUGAAGUUGUUCCUUUGCCUCUGAAGCAAAACAUUUUCCUGGAUCCCAUUGAAGCAUUUAUUAGGUGUAAAAUCCAGCAGGAGCUGAAAUGCUGCACAAACAAAAUGGAAAACUACAACGUUACUUUCACUGUUGAAAGCACUACAUUUUUUCCUGUGAAAAGGCCACAAAAUAACCAGAUAUGCUACGUGUAUAAUUACAUAGAAAAGACAUGCAACACCAAGAAAGAUCUCUUGGCGUAUUGCACCUUUCAAAACCGCAUCCACGGAACCAUUCGAAGUCCUGAAAUGAAACUACAUGUUAUCCCUGACACAGCUAACGUGCUUUGCUCAGACAGCACUGGCAUUGGAAAGCGAGGAGACAGAAUAACAAAACCUUGUCUGGUUUUAAACAAUCCCAUGAGAGGAAAUAUAACUUAUAUGUGUCUUGACAAGGUCUGGAUUGUGGAUAGAAACAACUGCAUAUCUGCACCAAUAAACACAUUGCUUACUGCUGCUGAGGCUUUGCUGUCUAGUCCUCAGCCAAAAGAAAAGCUACCCGAAUAUCUGAAGAGUCUUGUGGAAGUUGUAAGGAAGGAAGAACAAAAAAUAAAUACGUCUCCUCCAGACCUGGGGGCAGUUGUCACCAUCCUGGAUUUGGUUUCAACCAUCCCAGAGGAGGCAGCGCAGCCCACAGUGGAGAGCUUCCUAAAUGUAGUAGACAUCAUUGUCAGUAACACCACAAUAAAUUCCUGGAAUGAAUUGAACCAGCAGAAAACAACUAAGAGUUCUCUGUUAUUGGAGUCAGUGGAGAGAUUUACCCAGUACCUCCAACCAGUCAAUAAUACCAUCCCCUCUAUUAGAAACACCAACCUGCAGUUAGAAGGCAUAGUUAUCUCUGAAGGCAACAGGUCACAGUAUGCAAAGAACUUCACGUUCCCAGGUCCAUCAGGCCUCAGUGGUAAUGUACUAAUUAAUGAAGUACAAGUUCAGGACUUACAAGCAAAUACAACUAUCAUCAGUGUGGCUUACUCAACCCUUGGACAAAUUUUGCCCCACCGCAAUGAGAACAAUGAGUCUGUGAAUGGCCUAGUGAUGACAACAACAGUGAGCGGAAACAUAUCCUGGUACCUUAAGAUUAUUAUGACAUUUGGAAAAAGCAAUAUUUCCCUGAUCGAUCCCCAGUGUGUCUUUUGGAACUUUACAUCAGGACAAUGGGACAACACUGGCUGUACGCCUGAGAACCAUGAGCAGGAUGUCACAUGCAUCUGCAAUCACCUGACCUCAUUUUCAAUUCUGAUGUCACCCCAUGCAGUGUCCAUUGGAGGAAAUGCAUUAGAUUAUAUUACCUACAUCGGUUUGAGCAUUUCCAUAUUGAGCCUGUUGGCCUGUAUUUUAAUUGAAUUCCUGGUAUGGAAAUCUGUGACAAAAAACAGAACAUCUUACAUGCGCCACAUCUGUAUGUUAAACAUAGCCACUUCCCUUUUGAUUGCAGACAUCUGGUUCAUUGUUGCAGCCUCCCUCCAUGACAUGAAGGAGACAGCGAAGGACAUCUGCAUAGCUGUCACAUUUUUCAUCCAUCUGUUCUACCUCUGUGUCUUUUUCUGGAUGCUUGCUCUGGGCCUCAUGCUCUUUUACCGUCUGGUCUUCAUUUUACAUGACACAAGCAAGACCACCCAGAAAGCGGUAGCUUUCUCAUUGGGCUACGGGUGCCCUAUCACCAUAUCAGUCAUCACCAUUGCUGUCACACAUCCAUAUGAUGCUUACAAAAGAAAGGAUGCCUGUUGGCUCAUCUGGGAGACGAGUAAAGCUCUUCUUGCCUUUGUCAUACCCGCAUUGAUCAUUGUGGCUGUGAAUUUUAUCAUUGCCAUUGUAGUCAUAGGCAAAAUCCUGAGGCCAGCUGUUGGUGACAAGCCAAGCCAGCAGGAGAGGAGCUCCUUCAUUCAAGUUGGGAAAAGUAUUGGUGUCCUGACACCCCUGUUAGGCCUUACCUGGGGGUUUGGAUUUGCAACUGUUAUUAAAGACACCUCAGUGGUGUUCCACAUACUAUUCACAAUUUUGAAUGCUUUGCAAGGUUUAUUCAUUUUGCUCUUUGGAACUGUCUGGGACAAGAAGGUACGAGAAGCCUUGCUGAACAAGUGUUCAUCAGCCAAAAUGAGUUCACAACAGACAAAGUCAACGUCCCAGGGAAUCUCCGCACCAGCGUUCUCCAUGAAGUCUCCCUUGUCAAAACCAUUAAACAAUUUAUGUGGCAAAACAGGAAAAUAUGACGUUUCAUCCACAGAAACAAUGAGCUUUUCGACUGAAAACACUUCCAUGACCAAUUCUUUCUUUCACUGACAUGCUUUAAAUGGCAACCUGAGUAUCUGUAAAGGGAUUCGGGUCCUCUUGGCCAAGCUGUGAACCAAAAUGAAACCUAUCUGUGAAUCGUAGAGAAGCAGACUGUUUCCCACAGACCAUGUUCCUUGGCACAUUCUUUAAGAAGCAUCCUUCUGUCUAACAUGUCAGACAUGGAAUUCUUCGGGAGACCAACAAUGGCAGAAGUAAUUUAAAAAUAUUACAACUCUACUAGGGUCCAACCCUGUAAGUGUCUUAGAGCCCUCAGCCUUCCUUACAGUCAAUGAGGAGGUGCUCUAUGCAGUAUUGAGCCAUGCAACAUAACACUAUGUGCACAAGACUUCAUGUGGUUUUAAUAAUUUCUCUUUGCUUAGUUGCCUGAAUGACUCCAAAUGCAUGCCUAUAAACACACAUGCUUCAUUGCCCUGUAAAAGGACCUAAUGACUUUUAUAGCUCAGCUCAUCUUGGAAUCACUGGUUCAAAUCACAAACAUUUCAGCUCAAUGGACUUGCCCCACUACUCACUUCAAUUAAUGGAUCAAUUGAGUACUAUAAUGGUUCCUGCAUGGAGAUCUCCCAAAUAAAACUAAUCUGGUUUUAAUUGUUUUGAAAACCCUGAGACCUUCUGUGGUGCUUCAGUAAGAAAACGACAACUUAUGAUAAGAGACAUUUGACUUCUGUCUUCUACCCCAGUGGCAACUGCAUUCCCCCCCACUGUGUAUGUAAACAGUUCCAUGCUGUACGUCUUUGUGCUUGGGUCUUCCAUUGACAAGGAGAGCAGUCCCAAAGUCAGAAGCCUUGCAGAAUCAGUCUCAACCAGGAGAACAUACUGAGCACUCAUAGGAUGAAAGAUGCUAUUGAAAUUAUGGUUUUAAUUUUGAACUAGUGCACUUUGUUUUAAUUUUUUGCAACCACUGAAGAGUCUAAUGAUUUAAGCACAGGCCUGCAAAAUAUUCAUUGCCAAAAGCUGAAGUGUUUGCAAUAGAAGGAACACUUCACAUCUGACAGAAGGAGGUUCACAAGUUUCAUCCAGUUCUAGAUUUGAGGUCAAGUUCAACAUCCUUCUUAACUGGGGCAAUUCCAUUUGGCCCACGUCAAUACAAGGCGAAUUUGAUCUUGUGCUGCGCUGUGGGAUGAACCGGAAGAGAAAACCUAAGCUGUAUGGAGAAGGUUAUGUUAUCAGAGUGUGUAUGAUCGUUAUUGAGGACAAACAAAAAAGGGCAUCAAGUGAAUUAUUCAUGCAUGCAACAAUUUCUUUUUGCAUUUAUGAUGUAGACCUAGUCCACUGCUUAUAGAUUAAGAAUUGAUUCCUUUUCUUUCAGAUAUAGAGCCUGUCAUAACUAUCUAGCCUUUCAGUGCAUCUAUCUUUCUAAAACAUCCAUCCACUUCUUCCACCUGAAAUAGUCCCUAAGCCAUCCAUUUCUCCUUAUCUCUUCCAUAAAUCCACUGUGAACUAUUGACUUGAAGCACAAUUAUAGUUUCAUGCAACUAGAAGGUGUUCACUCGGAGUGAGCUAGGAGAUCGAUUUAUGCACAAUAAUGUGUGAGUUCCUGUGCAUAGUGUCAGCAACUGUCAAUUUUCUGGAUCAUGGUGUACACAUAAGAGGUCUAGUCAGGUGCCUGGUAGGGUCCUGCGACCAUCACACCAAGACCUUCAACAUUUAUGCCUAGGGAAGAGUAUGGAGGAGUUAGAGGCUGUCCAAGUCCUACCAUCCCCCUUUAGACCAUUGAGAUGUAACCCAAAAGCCAGACCAAACCCAGACAUUCAGUGCCUCAAUGCUUGUAACUUCUGCCAGAGAACAAAAAAGGACCGCUGCUAAUUGCCUAAUGCCUCAGUGAAGAUACGUUUCUGUUGGGGUGAUGUCCCUUAGCAUUUCUCCAACCAACAUGUUUGUGCAUAGUAUAGUUCCAUUAUAUUUUAUAUUGUUCAACCACGUUGCUUCAGCCUGAGACCGCAUUAUCUCUCAAAAGCUAGGCAAACUAGGGCCUGAUGAACACUUGGGUGAGGGAUUGCAAAGCUAAACUGAAUGUGUUUCAGCUAACAACAUUAAGUAGGAGGCUCUCAGUAUUGAAUGGAAAGGGGCGCUGUGCAGUUGGAGGGAAUGUCUUUGGAAUAAUAUGCAAACUAUUCUACAGAUAUUCAUAAUAUUCAUGAUUAUUGUCAUAAAAAAGCCUCUGGCAUUUUAUGGAAGAAUAUCUUGUGCCCUGACCAAAAAAUCAACCUAAGUUAAACAUGUCCUGCACAAAGUAUUGUCCAUUGGAGAGUCAACUAGAGCUGUUAUUUAUUGUGCAUCUCUGUUCCCUCUACCCAGUGCCUGAAUCAAAGGUGCUGCAUUGUACACUGUGACAAAUAUAUCAUGGAAAAGUGUGUGCUAUUGCUGAGCUCAAUUGAACACAGGAUGAACAAAAAGUUUGCUUACUGAUUUCUGGUCCAGGAUUGUCAGAUAGGAAAAAUAGCAGCAGAGGUCAAUACUAAAUCAGGGCUUGCUUCUUUCUUGGACAACAUGUCUGCACAAGGGAUAAAGGAGCAAUAAGCAUUCUCAUUGCCCCUACCUGGCCCUUGGAUCUAGAUGUGAAAAAGUAAGGUCCUCUAACCCUCUUCUUCUCUGGAGCAGGUAGGAGAAGGUGGUCAGAGUCUUGGAAACACGUGCUCCAUUUUAUAGGCUGUGAUAGGCUGGCUUUAGCUCAAGUAUAUACAGUACCUAAAUGCCAGAUUUAGCCCCUUUUCUGUAAACAGCUUUGAGAUCCUUCACAAUGAAAGGUGCUAUGUAAUAGAAACCCUUUUUAUCUAAGUUACAGUGAUCUCUAGCGUUCACAGUACGAAAGCUGACAUGAAUAAAUGGCAAUAGCGCAAUGGUUCUAGGGCUUAUCAACCAUAACAUUCAGAUCUCAUUUCUGAGGAGGUCGUGGUGCUGUGAUUUCUUCAUGACACUUUCAUGUCUCAGGCAUAUGAACCCUGUGUAGCCCUGUUAUAAUUGCCCCAAGAAGGUUACAUCCACACAGCAGCUGCAUUUUUUAAAAAUCAAUGGAAAAAGCAGUAAGUCACACCAUCUUUAAACUAAGUUGACUAAUCUUACUGUUUAAGUAACAGCACAGCAGGCACGUCUACAUGAAACACUUAAUGUGCAGAAGCCUAAUUGUACUGUGCUUUAGCAUGGCACGCAGAGCCUGUGCUAAUGCGUUAAUGCGCAGUAGAUUUAGUGUAACGUGCAGUAGCAUCACAAAAAACCCCAUUCAUCUGUGCUAAUGUGCAGGAGCGCUGAUUAUGGCACACGAAGUUAGUACCCAUCAUUACAGGUACUAAACUUAAUGUGCUGUAAUUAAUGAACGUGUAGACAUACGCAGCAUCUCUUUGGAUAAUCCUGCUAUCCCCCUUGAUGGAUUCAAAAGUUAAAAAUGAUUGCUGCAGCCUAGGAAAACAGCUCGCCACUAUUCCCUGUCCAAAUGCCUAACAGCUCUUUUCUUUGAGACUAACUCAGCUAAUCUUUGUAUAACUUCUUUCUCGAUUAUUCCCUGACCUAAUGCUCUUUUGUAAAAGUAAUGUUAUUCUUCCCUUUGUAGGAUAAUGCCUACUGGACUUUACAGGUAAAAGCACUUUAUUUUUGUACUAUGAAGUUUUUCUCUCUAAUAUACACUUUACAUUUUAAAAGUACAGGUGAAAGAAGAAACACCUGCUUAUUGUGUAGAUGUAGAUAUAUAUGUAUAUGUUAUGACACUGCUUGCUAAUAAACUCUACUUGCAUAGAGCUCA